Messenger RNA from Drosophila bipectinata, 2308 nucleotides. RefSeq names its product Quiescin sulfhydryl oxidase 1 (gene Qsox1). Gene Ontology annotation, biological process: protein folding. Lineage: Eukaryota; Metazoa; Arthropoda; Insecta; Diptera; Drosophilidae. Gene Ontology annotation, cellular component: Golgi membrane. Gene Ontology annotation, molecular function: protein disulfide isomerase activity; flavin-dependent sulfhydryl oxidase activity. The record is from RefSeq and is a predicted model, not a curated record.
CUCACCCCGCAACAGGGAGAACCGAGUUAUUUAGAAGAGUGCAACAGAAACAGAAAGCUAAUCAAACUAUUGCGGCCGUAAAACAUUCCAAAUGCUGCGUUGAAACUUAUCACAGCAGUCGCGUACUUCAUCGCAUUCCGCACGAUUCGGUCGACCUCUCGAAAUCCGGAAUAUGUCUUCGGUUCAGCUAGUGGUCUUGGCAGUUAACGGGCUGCUCCUAUGGGGAACCGCCUACGCGGGUGUUCCGCUCCAGCGGUACGAGGCCGUUCUUAAGCAACAGUCCGCCCCAGAGGACCGCCAACUGGGUCUCUAUGAUGACAGCGACAAGGUGGUUGGCCUCACAGUUUCCAACUUCGAUGAGACGGUGGUCAACAAGAGCCACGGUGCCCUGGUUGAGUUCUACAACUCCUACUGUGGACACUGCAGGAAUUUCGCACCCACCUACAAAAAGUUAGCCGAGCAGCUGCUCCCGUGGUCUGAAGUGGUCAUAGUGGCGGCCAUUGACUGUGCUGCGGAGGAGAAUAACGGCAUAUGCCGUACCUACGAGAUAAUGGCGUAUCCCACCCUGCGUUACCUCAGUCCGGGCUACCAGCCAGCUCCCCAACACUACGGGGAGCCUCUGAGAACGAUUGAUUUGGAUGAAAUCCGAGGACUACUGGCAGGCAAGGUGGCCGCCGAGAACCUGACCAGCAUAACAAACAACACCGCUUGGCCAAACUUUCAUCACAUAUCAGAUAGUGACUCGGCCAGCAGUCUGUUCGAGGGUCUAAGCAGCCUACCGCAGUACGUGGCGGUAGUUCACGAACCAGAGAACUCCACGCUGGCCAUCGAGACGGCCCUCUUCCUCCUUCAAUGGCCGGCGGUUCAAGUGCGCCGCGUCACCGAUCCAGAAGUGGCUGCCAAGUUCAAGGUAGAGCCGGGUACUAAUCCAGUAAGCCUUGUGGAUCGUAAGGGACACAUUAAGGCUUACUCGCCAGCAGCGUCGACAGGCGAGUCGUAUGCCCAAACGAUAGAGCAAGUGCUUCGCAAGGAGAGCUUUACUCCCAGGCCCGUGAAGGAAAAUAUCGUUGCUCCAGAAGCGAAAAAAACCCAGCCAACUGCCCUAAUCGAGGAGGUGCAUCGGAACAAACACUUUGUUUACCAGGCGGAUCUUGAGCAGGCCAUUCGCACGAUACUCCACAACGAGGUGCCCAAGGUGGGCGAGAUUAGCGGCGAGAAACUGCUUGCCCUUCAACGCUUCCUAGUCGUGCUGCAGCGUUACAACCCGCUGGGCUCCAAUGGCCGGCAACUCGUGACCAAGCUGAAGGACUACGUGGUCCAGUUCAACACCCAGCUGAGUGGCCAACAGUUUGAGCAGGAAAUGAAAAGGCUGGAGGGUGAGCUGUCACCGGUCUACUCUACUAGCCACUAUGUGGGAUGCACGGCAUCGAGUCCGCGCUACCGCGGCUACAGUUGCUCUCUGUGGACGCUGUUCCACUUUUUGACCGUCCAGGCAGCCAACAACGAAGCGUCUCAGGACCCGCUGGAGGUCCUGCAGGCCAUGCACGGGUACAUCAAGAACUUCUUCGGGUGUACCAAUUGUGCCGAACACUUCCAGGCAAUGGCAUCGAAGCGCAAAAUCUGGAACGUGCCCAACAAGGAGGAGGCGGUUCUCUGGCUUUGGGCCGCCCACAACGAAGUUAACCAGCGCCUGGCCGGCGACAACACCGAGGAUCCAGAGUUUCCCAAGAUUCAGUUCCCCAGCAAGAGUAGCUGCAGCGAGUGCAGACGCUCCCCCGAAUCGACGUCGGAGAACCUGGAAAUCGAGUGGAACAAGGAUGCCGUGCUGAGCUUCCUCAAAAACAUUCACAACCCGCAAUUUAUAAGCCGGUUCGGCGUGGAGAAGGAUGAAGUACUGCAUCCGACGGCGGAGAAAAUGCGGCAGAAACGGCAGAUCUCCAGCGUCUUCACCGACAUUGACAUGCGAAUGGGCAUGCUCCUGUACGCCUUCUGCAUUCUGAUGAUGGUAGUGGCCUUUAAGCUGUUUGCCUUCAAAGGAUAUCGCAAGAAGCCCUACGGACACGAUAUGCUUGGCAAGGUGUAGGCAGAGACUGCCUGCCAAUGGAAGCGCUUCCACUAACUCUAACUACACAUAAAGACACCGAACACCUCAAACCGAAAAUUACAAAUGACCACCUCCUGAAUGUUUUUUGUACUUGUAGCACUCAGAGUUAUGUUUAAGUCGAAAGUGUGUAUAUAUAUGUAUGAACAGUCUUCUUCCAGUUGUAGCAACCUAAUAAUAAUUGAUAUUAUCCGCUUUUUACAACGA